AUGGCUUCGUCGAAGCUUCUCGCCCUCGGGAUCGUCCUGCUCCUUGUCGUCAACCUGGCGGCCUUCGCCGUCGCCGACGACGACGACCGGCCGAAGCGUGAGAGGGAGCGCGAGCGCAAGCGGGACGGCACGGGCAACCGCGACCAGGAUCGCGACCGCGACCGCGACCGCGAUCGCGACCGCGACGGCUCCUGCAGCAAGUCCGGCGGCUGCACCGGCAGCGGCGCCGGCGGACGACAGAAUGCUGGUGCCGGCCGGCAGGGCGGCGGCGGCGCAGGCGGAAGCGGCGCAGGCGGGCCCGGAGGCGGAGCGGGGCGAACGGGGAGCGGCGCUGGCGCGGGUGCGGGUCGUGGCGGGCGGCUGGGCGGCAGCAACAGCGCUGGGAAGGUGCGGCAGGGCAAGAAGGGCAGCGGAAACUGCAGCGGCGGGUCUGGCUCGUGCAACGGUGGUGGCGGAGGGUCGGGGAGAAACGCGGCGGCGGCGAGCAUUCAGAGCGCGGGGUACGUGGUGGCGGAUAACCGGGAGAGGGAUCGCAAGAGGGACGGCUCUGGCGACCAGGACCGCGACCGCGACCGCAAGAGUGACGGCUCCGGCUCCGGCUCCUCUGGUUCCUCCUCCUGCUCCCGAUCUGGCGGCUGUAAUGGCAGCGGCAGCGGUGCUGGUCGGGCCGGUUCGGGGCAGCAGCAGGGCCGCGGACGUGGCACAGGCGCAGGCGGAGCAGGCGGGAUGAGCGGAGGAGGCGGGCGGCAGGGAGCGGCAGGACGCACGGGCGCAGGUGCAGGGAAGGGGGCUGGCGGGGGGGUGAGGGGGAGUGGUGGGGGAGUCUACAAUACAACAUUUCUUGCGUCGAAUGAAACUGAAUCAACAAUUUCAUACGAAUCAGCUACUCAUCCCUCAGCGACUUUUUUGUUCGGGCCGUACAAACCUAUUGUAGCAGACGAUAUCCCGUUAGACAAGCUUGCGGCGUCUGCCUUUCGACCAAUCAGACUAAAAGAUCUCGUAGAUCCGAACGAAGUUGCGCCGUUCAACUCCGCGAUGAAGCUUCUGAAGAGAAGCUUCGAGAAAGACGGCCCAGGGGUGGCUAAGAUCGUACCCGAGGUGGAGGAGGACCUAUGGCAUGCGUACAACCUCAUUGCUCCGCACGACCAUGUGCAGAGCACCACCUUCAGGAAGGUGCAGAAGGAGACGGGAGGGGGAGGCAGUGAGUCGGAGCGGAUCAAGCUGCGGCUGGAAGUGGCCGUGGAGGAAGUGGAUUUCGACGCAUCGGCACACGUCAUUCGAGUCCGCGGGAAGAACGUGACUGAGAACGAGCACGUGAAGCUGGGGUCCUACCACACACUGGAGCUGGACCUGCAACGCGCCUUCACGCUCACAAAGGACGUGUGGGACUCUGUGGCUAUAGACCGGCUCAAGGAAGCAUGUGACCCCUCGGCCAAUGCGGACCUAGCAGUGGUGGUGAUGCAGGAGGGGCUGGCGAACAUUUGUCUUAUUGGGGGGAGUGUGACUACAGUGAAGGCGCGCGUAGAGACGGCAAUCCAGAGAAAACGAGGGCCGUCCAUUGCGGGAUAUGAUAAGGCAAUCAAUAAAUUCUUUGAGAAUGUCUUUCAGGCUGUGCAACGGCACAUUGACUUCAACAUUAUCCGCUGUCUGCUUAUAGCGAGUCCUGGAUUCACCAAGGACCAGUUCUUUGAGUAUAUGAUGCUGGAAGCAACGCGGCAGAACAUCCGAGCCAUCAUUGAGAACAAGGCCAAGAUCGUGCUUGCGCAUUCCACGUCGGGAUACAAGCAUGCAGUGAAAGAGGUGCUGGCGCUGCCUGCUAUCAUGACUCAAAUCAAAGACACCAAGGCAGCCAAGGAGGUUAAAGCACUCGAGGACUUCUAUGCCAUGCUUUCAAAUGACUCCGCACGGGCAUUUUAUGGACCAGGGCAUGUGGAGGCAGCAAAUGAACGGCUUGCCAUUCAUACGCUCCUCAUUUCAGAUGACUUGUUCCGCAAUGCGGACGUGAAGACUAGAAGACGCUACGUGGAUCUGGUGGAAUCAGUGAGAGCGAAUGGCGGGCAAGUGCACGUCUUCUCCUCCCUGCACGUCUCUGGCGAACAGCUGGUGAAUCUUGCUGGGAUCGCUGCAAUUCUUCGCUUCCCGCUGCCAGAAUUGGAAGACAUGGAACUAUAG
Messenger RNA from Closterium sp. Yama58-4, 2172 nucleotides. NCBI's taxonomy places the organism in Eukaryota, Viridiplantae, Streptophyta, Zygnematophyceae, Desmidiales, Closteriaceae. The record is from the annotation of a GenBank genome assembly.